GAAGAAGAGAAGUAGGAAGUGAAUGAGUGUAGAGGGAGCAGCAUGGCUCUGAAUGGAGAUGAUGAAGAUUUGGGGUGGGAACCCCCCAGUGAGGCGGAGAUGAAGGUCCUCCAGGCUCGGCGGGAGCGGCAGGAUAAGAUCAGUAAGCUGAUGGGUGAUUACCUGCUGAAGGGGUAUAAGAUGCUGGGCGAGUGCUGUGACGCCUGUGGGACGAUUCUGCUGCAGGAUAAACAGAAGAAGAAUUACUGUGUGGCGUGUCAGGAACUCGACUCUGAUAUCGACAAAGAUAAUCCAGCCCUGAACGCCCAGGCGGCUCUGUCUCAGGUACGAGAGCGCCAGCUCGCCAAUCAUCACCAGUCUGAUGGAACCACGCCCACCUCAACAGAAGCCCCGCCCAGCAGCAGACCGGAGCACUGCGAGGGUGCGGCGUCCGGACUCAGAGCUCCGCCUCCUCCUCCCGUUCAGCCCCGCCCGCUCCCCGCGCCCAGUGCCCUCCCGCCUCAGCCGUCUCAGAGCCCACCCGCCGUGCUGAGCUCCGCCUCCCUUCAGCCCCGCCCCGCUCCCCCUCCUCCUCCUCCUCCUCCUCCUCCUCACCAGCAGGCGGCGCUGUCUCAGGCCGAGGAGGCCGUGCUGCACAAACUACGCUGGGCGACUCAGCAGCUGCAGGACGCCACGUCAACCGAGUGCAGCGUGCAGCUGUGCAGCCUGAUCCGCUCCUGCGCCGAGACGCUGCGGAGCCUGAGAGAGCUGCAACCCUGACCAUACACACACACACACACAUCAUACACACACCAUACACACACACACACACACACACAUCAUACACACACACACACAUUAUACACACACACACACACACACAGCCUGAUCCGCUCCUGCGCCGAGACGCUGCACAGCCUGAGAGAGCUGCAACCCUGACCAUACACACACACACACACACACACACAUCAUACACACACACACACAUUAUACACACACACACACACACACAGCCUGAUCCGCUCCUGCGCCGAGACGCUGCGGAGCCUGAGAGAGCUGCAACCCUGACCAUACACACACACACACACAUCAUACACACACCAUACACACACACACACACACACACACACAGCCUGAUCCGCUCCUGCGCCGAGACGCUGCACAGCCUGAGAGCUGCAACCCUGACCAUACACACACACACACAUCAUACACACACCAUACACACACACACACACACACACACAUCAUACACACACACACACAUUAUACACACACACACACACACAGCCUGAUCCGCUCCUGCACCGAGACGCUGCACAGCCUGAGAGAGCUGCAACCCUGACCAUACACACACACACACACACACAUCAUACACACACCAUACACACACACACACACACACACACACACACAUCAUACACACACACACACAUUAUACACACACACACACACACAGCCUGAUCCGCUCCUGCACCGAGACGCUGCACAGCCUGAGAGAGCUGCAACCCUGACCAUACACACACACACACACACACACACAUCAUAUCAUACACACACACACACACACACACACAUCAUACACACACACACACAUUAUACACACACACACACACACACAGCCUGAUCUGCUCCUGCACCGAGACGCUGCACAGCCUGAGAGAGCUGCAACCCUGACCAUACACACACACACACACACACACACACACACACACACACACACACAUCAUACACACACACACACAUUAUACACACACACACACACACACAGCCUGAUCUGCUCCUGCGCCGAGACGCUGCACAGCCUGAGAGAGCUGCAACCAUAAACACACACACCCACACACACAUUAUACACACCCACACACACACACAUUAUACACACCCACACACACACACAUUAUACACACACACACACACUCUGCUCUCUCUGUUGUUUUAUAUUUUGGUUUGGUUCAUGAUGUCCAUCACAGAAACCUGCUGCUUUUAUUUUGAACCCACUGAGAGGUCGAAGGUCAUGAACAGUCAGUAGUGUUUGUAUUUCUGCUUUACACACACAGACGUUUCUGGAUCUGAAUGUUUUUAUCACAUCGUGCACUGUAGAAGGUGAAAUAACUGAAGUCUCUGUAGUGUUAUUAAAUACAGAUUAAAGUGGAUUGAUGAAUCUAAA
Messenger RNA from Trichomycterus rosablanca, 2143 nucleotides. It is a transcript of the gene znrd2, whose product is annotated as zinc ribbon domain containing 2. The record is from RefSeq and is a predicted model, not a curated record. The transcript is spliced from 4 exons. Bases 43 to 759 code for a protein of 238 amino acids. Lineage: Eukaryota; Metazoa; Chordata; Actinopteri; Siluriformes; Trichomycteridae.